Coregonus sp. 'balchen' is the source of this 2715-nucleotide messenger RNA. Lineage: Eukaryota; Metazoa; Chordata; Actinopteri; Salmoniformes; Salmonidae. The record is from the annotation of a GenBank genome assembly.
CUGAAAUUAUGCUAUUUUCUACAUAGUGCACUACUUUCGACCAGAUUCCUAUCAAAAGUAGUGCACUAUAUAGAAAAUAGGGUGCCAUUUGGGAAGCAGCUUGGAAAUCCUGAAGAGAAGUGGUUGUGUGUUGUCCAGGCGGGGUAAACUGAUAGGGUCGGGUGGUCCUGUCCAAUCAUCCCAGCCAUGGAGCGUGUAAUGGGGGGAGUGGUGCCGCUGGUCCUGGGUGGGCUAGGGCUGGUGCUGCUCUACCGGCUGCUCCAGAGGCUCCAACAGGGGGCUACCAUCCAGGACGCUGUGGUGGUCAUCACUGGAGCCAGCUCUGGCCUGGGGAGAGGUGAGUGUUACUUUAGAUUAGAAAACUUAAAUGUCCUCAAUGAGGCAAUUUUAUAGCAUACACAAUGUAGGCUACAUAGACAGAAUCACAAAAAUAAAAUAAAAAACAUACUCAAAGGUUCUAGGUACUAGUUCAAAGUGAACUAUACCUUUAAAAUAGUGUGUGUGUUGUGUUGCAGAGUGUGCUCGGGUGUUCCAUGCUGCCAAAGCAAGGCUGGUUCUGUGUGGCCGGGACGCAGCCAGGCUACAGGACGUAGUUCAGGAGCUCACAGCCACCGCAGCAGAAAGCCAGCGGCAGGUAUAGAGACACACACACACACACACACACACACUCACUCACUUCUCAUCUCCUCUUCCUCCACUGGGCUGAUCUGAAAACAUGAUAAGGGAGAGCGAUUAGUUGGAUACUAGAAUUUUUGCCUUCACCAGUUCAGCUUUUUUGCAUCAUGUCAGAUGAAGGAAAGGAGACGAGGGGCGAGAGCAACAUUAGACUAUUGAGAUGCACCCCUUGAAUUCUUAUGACAUGUCUAUGAUGUCAUCACCGGCAGACGUACACCCCCAUUAUGGUGAUCUUUGACCUGUCCGACACAGCGGAAAUGGUUGCCAUGGCCGCGGAGGAGAUCCUGAGGUGCUAUGGCCACGUGGACGUCCUCAUCAACAACGCCGGCAUCAGUCAUCGCGGCAACAUCCUGGAGACGCACAUCUCCGUACAGAGGGGCGUCAUGGAUACCAACUACUUUGGGCCCAUAGCUCUGACUCAAGGUAGAAGGUUAUGAUCACUUGAUUUCCAAAUGUACACUCUCUGUGGUCAUGUAGUCUCUUGAUUCUUCUCUCCACUCUCUCAACUUUGUUUGUUUUCUCCCUUUCUCUCCAUCCCUCUCUCUCUCUCCAACUGUAGCCCUCCUGCCCUCCAUGGUUCGCCGGCGCAGUGGACACGUAGUGGUCAUCAGCAGUGUCCAGGGGAAGAUUGCCAUUCCCUACAGAUCAGCUUGUGAGUAAUGUAGUGAUAGUGAUGCCAACCCUAUAACUGAAGCUAAAUAAUUAUCCAUGAAAUCAUUACAAAUUUUGACUUUUUUAUAUUUUUGAAAAUGUAUAACACAAUACAAAAAUCUACAAACCGUAGUACGGCACAUUUCUAAAGGAAAGUGAAACAAGUAUUAUUUCCACCUGCAAAUAGCUCUGUCAGUGAUAUCUGUAGUAGUAAGGGAAUGAAAUGGAAUAAACACAUGGUGUGUUUUGAGCAGAUGCGGCCUCCAAACACGCCACCCAGGCCUACUUCGACUGUCUGAGGGCUGAGAUGGAGCGCUACAGUAUACAGGUGACAGUGGUCAGCCCUGGCUACAUCAGAACCAACCUGUCUCUUAACGCUGUCACGGGGGAUGGCUCCAAAUAUGGAGGUAAGGGAGAGGAAUUAACUGGCCACUCUCUCUCUCUCAUUCUCUGUCUGCUCUUCCCCUCCCCCUCUCUCUGUAAUUACGUUAGUAGUCUAUUUAUUUCUCUCCUUUCUACUCUGGUGAAGUCCUGGACAAGACGACAGCUUUGGGGCGGGAACCGAAAGAGGUGGCCCAAGUGGUCCUAAAGGCUGUCCAUCACAGGAGUAAAGAGGUCCUAUUGGCUGGGCCCCUGCCCACUCUGGCCGUCUACAUUCGCACCCUGUGGCCCGCCCUCUUCUUCAAACUCAUGGCCUCUCGGGCUCGCAAGGAGCAGAAAUCCAAAGAUGAGUGAGAAGUUGGAGGGGGAGAGAGAGGUGAUGUGGCAAAACUAUGGGAAUGGAUCAAUUGAUUAAUGCACACUGUAAUAACUUGCAAAUGGAAAAGUUGUUUUGUUUUAAAGCCACAAUGUGAGAUGUGGUUCAUUAAUUGAAAUAACUGGAAAUCUUACAAACUGCGGUUUCAACUUCAAGGUUAACAUCAUGCAAAGUGUUCAGGGUAGAUCACAUUUACAAUUAUGAUAUUGACGUGUAAUAAAAUUUCAGAGCAACCCGAACAUUGUUGAGUACAUUUCAUUUGUUGUAAUGAUUAGCUUUGGAGUUUGUUUUCAUGGUCAUUUGUGAAUUACACACAAAUAACAGAUUAUCAUUUUGAUGUCUCUGUGUUGUACCACCAUUACUGGUUUAGCUAAUAGACCUGUUAGAAAACUCAGUUGCUCUGUCAUCUGUGAGUUCUUCAUUAGUGAAUACUAUAUUAGGUGAUGAUUAUUGUUUUUGAACAAAUCUGUUGAUGGUGCAGAUAUAGUUUCAGGUUAACAAAAAUGUAUUGCAUUCAGGGAUUGUUUCUAAAAACCUUAUUUUUCUCAAAGGAUAUUACAAUCAAAAACAGGACAGGGUGAAAACGCGUACAGCAGUCUAAUAUAAUAUAAUUUACAUUUUAGUCAUUUAGC